Uranotaenia lowii is the source of this 1786-nucleotide messenger RNA. Its product is annotated as zinc finger protein 12-like. NCBI's taxonomy places the organism in Eukaryota, Metazoa, Arthropoda, Insecta, Diptera, Culicidae. The transcript has 6 exons. Gene Ontology annotation, biological process: regulation of transcription by RNA polymerase II. Gene Ontology annotation, molecular function: RNA polymerase II cis-regulatory region sequence-specific DNA binding; DNA-binding transcription factor activity. The coding region runs from base 126 to 1709 and encodes 527 amino acids. The record is from RefSeq and is a predicted model, not a curated record.
ACGUAAACAAGCCAGCAGAAAUUUCGAAAUGUUAACAUUAAAUUGAGUUUAUCUACAGUUUCUGGCACAAUUUUAAGUAACUAAGCCUAAACCCCAAAAAAGUAGAUCCACAUUGAGCCGGAAUCAUGGAAAACGGGACGGAAAAGUGUUUCAUAUGUGUCGAGGAGACGUCGCUCUUCUUCAGGAACCUGUUGCAGAUUACGACAAAAUAUUCGGGAACUACCAUUUAUAAGGUAGUGGAACGUUUCCUGGAAAGCGAUUUGACCCAGAACGAAGCCAGUCUGAUGACAGCAGUGAUUUGUCACGAGUGCAUGGUAAAGCUGAACGAUUACGAUGCGGCCUACACCAAGGCGGUGAUCAUCCAGCAGGAGUUUACGGAUUUGCUGCGCAAGAGCUUGGCAAUGGCCGGGAACGACAGAGUCGUGCUGGAUUCAGCAAGUCUGAAGGAAGAAGAAGAAGAAGAAGAACAGCGCAGUGAAAGUUCUUCGGCCGAUUAUCUUGUUGAGCUGGAACAAAUUCCUGAAGAGGAGGAUGAGGAUGAAGCUUAUAGUGAAUCGGCAAAGGACGAAGACACAGUUACCGAUACAAUGACUGAUAACGAUACCAAAAGUGUUGGAAAGUUUGUAUCCAUGAAAUGUAACACUUGUGGGAUGAGCUUUUCGUCUAUCGAUGAAAUGAAAGAGCACUCUCAUCGAAAAACGAGUACAUCCAGUGAUGAUCUCCACCUGGCUGUCCUUGAAUAUGAGGAAGUUGAAGACAAAGAAGCAGGAGAAACGCGUGAAGAUUUUGUCGUUGACGAUAUUGAAUAUAUAGAUGAAGAACGACUGGAAGACGAUGAAGCCGAAAUCCACGAAAAUUUUCCACAAAUUCAAAAGGAUGAUGUGGAAGACAUAAAUGCGCUUCAGGACAAGUCGGAAGUAGUCAACAAAAUUCCAAAGAAGCGAAUUUUUUACAGGAUUGUCAAGUGUUUGGAAUGCAACGUUCAAUUCAGCUCCAAAGUUCAGUUGAAGCGUCAUCAAAAUGAGCAUCACUUGAAAGAGGCUGAUCUCGCGGACUCCGCGUUGCAUGUUUCGCACACAUGUGAUAUCUGUGGCCUAACAGUUAAGACCAAAUCUGCGUUGGCAUCCCACGUUGCCAAACAUAAUCGAACGUCCAACUUCGAUUGCACGUUCUGCGGGAAAAAGUUUAAUCACAAGGGAGCACUCACCAGACAUGUACCUAUGCAUACCGGUGAAAAACCAUACCAGUGCGAUACGUGUGGCAAACAGUUCAUUCAUUAUUCCUCGUUUCACAUGCACAAACUAACCCACGGAAAUAUCCGAGAGAAGAAGUGUGAAGUUUGCGGCUACAUGUUACGGUCUAGUUCUCAUCUGAAGCGCCACAUGCGGGUACAUUCCGGUGAGAAACCUUUCGCCUGUCCCACGUGUGGGCAAAAGUUCGCCCAAAGGUACAAUAUGAUGACCCACCUGAAGGCCCACCAGGGAAUCUACAGGGAGUAUGCCAAGGAGUACAAGUGCCCCCUCUGUGAUGAGAAAUAUCAACGUAAACUCGCUUUGCAGGAACACUUAACACGUACACAUAACACCGUGCUCGAUUCUGCUUUUCUGAAACCAGCAGUCAAACCGCCUAAUAAAAAGCCAGAGGUUAAGAUUGAAAUGGUCGAGUUCGUUAGUCCAGGACUCGAAAGUGAUGGCGAAAAUUUCGGAUAGUUUUAGUAGUUUUAGGCAUAAUAGUUAGAUUGUUUGGUUGAAUGUUGUAAUAAAAUAUUCGAUUUGAACUUCAAUUA